AUGACCAACCACACAGAGGAGAUGAAAUUCUUUCUCAUGCAAUUCUGUGACAGCAAGCAACUCCAGAGUUUACUUGGCUUUCUGUUUCUGCUGAUUUACUUGGAGUCUCUUGCAGCAAAUUUUCUCAUUAUCAUCCUUGUCACCAUGGACCACUUUCUUCACACCCCCAUGUACUUCUUCCUGAAGAACUUAUCUUUUCUGGAUGCAGGCCUCAUUUCAGUCACAGUCCCAAACCUCAUUCUCAACUCUUUGUCCCACAGAAGUGUCAUCUCUUUCCCAGGAUGUGUGUGUCAGGUCUUGUUGGUGAUUCACUUUGUUGGAUCUGAACUUUACAUUCUCACAGCCAUGUCCUAUGAUCGCUAUGUGGCCAUCUGUCAACCUCUACGCUAUGAUGCCAUCAUGAACAGGGAGGUCUGCAUGCAGAUGGUAGCUGUCUCUUGGGUCCUUGGGAGUUUCUUUGGAAUCUCAUAUUCAGCUGGAACUUUCUCUUUGUCCUUCUGUGGUUCCAGAAAACUCCCACAGUUUUUCUGUGAUGUCCCCUCUCUACUGAAGAUUUCUUGCUCAAAGAUGCAUGUCAACAUUGAUGUUAGUGUGGCCACUGGAAUCAUAUAUGGACUUUUAUGCUUGAUGUCCAUUGGGUUGUCAUAUGUUUGGAUUUUCAGUGCAGUGCUGAGAAUGCCAUCAUUACAAGGGAGGUCAAAAGCUUUCUCGACCUGCAUACCCCAUUUAAUAGUUGUGACUGCAUUUUUACUGACAGGUGCCGUUGCCUAUUUAAAACCAGUUCCUGAUUCCCCACACAUUGUGGACUUUCUGGUGUCUAUUUUCUAUUCUGUGAUACCUCCAUCUUUGAAUCCUAUAAUAUACAGCCUAAGGAACAAGGAAAUCAAAGCUUCUUUACGUAAGUUUCUAUGGAAACUACAUUGUUGUAAGUGUUAUGAGGAAAACAAGAGAACUAGUAUCUAG
Castor canadensis (American beaver) is the source of this 963-nucleotide messenger RNA. RefSeq names its product olfactory receptor 14K1-like. The record is from RefSeq and is a predicted model, not a curated record. Gene Ontology annotation, cellular component: membrane. Gene Ontology annotation, molecular function: olfactory receptor activity; G protein-coupled receptor activity. Gene Ontology annotation, biological process: G protein-coupled receptor signaling pathway. NCBI's taxonomy places the organism in Eukaryota, Metazoa, Chordata, Mammalia, Rodentia, Castoridae.